AUUCAGUUCUUCACCGGCAAUAUAGCUAUUGCAAAGCAGCUCGCAAACAUUCCCGCAAGUUCUUUUUGUACGCUACUGGAAGUUUCUAUGCCGCCCAAAAAGCGGUCCUUGCGUUCUGCAGGAGCUGCCCCCAAACGUCAAAAACCUAAACCACGUCGCCUCUUGCCUCUUCGACGUCCCAAUGCUGCUUCUAGGGAACUCCGUGAGAGAAUCGUCAGCGAAUCGCCGCUUUUGCGCUUACCCGCUGAGCUACGUCGUCACAGCUUCGAGUUUGUCCUCGGCGGGGCUCUAAUUCACAUCCAUCGCGAGGAUGGGAAAGUGCAGCUCUAUCCUUGCAUUUCCACUAUAUCCGAAGACGAGGCAUAUGCCCAGUCCAAGGUGCCCUUGGACAUCCGUACAGAUGAUGAUAUCCCGCCGUUCGCUGACCGGCACGACAAUUGCACGCCAUCUCUCACUCGUCUCGGAAGAGAACGGCAAAAGCUACGUCGUGUCCACCGUCAUCAACCUUUACACCUGGGUCUGCUUCGAGUGUGCACUCAAGUCUACUAUGAGACCGCACUUUUACCUUUCAACUCAAACGUCUUUGCGGCGAAGUGCGGACCAUCACUAUCUCUAUUCUUAGCUAGUCUUUUAACACAACAACGACGGGAACUCCGUGCGCUUCAUUUCGAUAUUCCGUGCAGAACGACUCUAGAGGAAUGGAAUGAUCACAUCACUCCAAAUCUCGUCAAGUCGAUACCUGGAUUACGAGUAGUACAUUUGGACAUGGCACUAUACCAAAUCGGGAGGCCCAUAUACAACAUCAAUCGGCACCCAGCUGUCCAAGCGUCGGGAUAUGCCCUCUUUGGAGUUCUGCGUCUGCAACGCCUUCCACUCGAGAGGUCACUGUGGUGAUUCGCGACACUCGGGAGGUUGAUGAUUACCACCCUGAUUGUUGGAAAUUCCAUUUGGAAGGAAAGAAGAAGAAAUGGACGCAUGACAGAGCAAACACGAGGAAGACUGCUUUCGGAAUGGGACGAAGCUGCAGAGAAAGAGAAGUCGAAAGAUAAGGAGCUGCGAUUCAAAUUUGGAAAAGAUCAGGUGUAUGGACAUGGCAGGCCAGAUUCGCCUGGAGGGAUAGCAGAACGUAUGCAGGCCUUUCACAACAUCAACACUCGUGAAUUCUUCGAUCUCUGGAGUUUCUGAUAUGGCUUUAUCUCUCAUUUUGACCUCUCAUGCGUAGGUAGUUUAUCUGAAAUAGUUUCAUCUGUAGAACCACAUCUUGCGCUUUGCUAGACUUUUGAAAUAUAGUUAUGCAAUUGAUCGAUUU
This is a messenger RNA of Mytilinidion resinicola, 1309 nucleotides long. RefSeq lists its product as uncharacterized. Lineage: Eukaryota; Fungi; Ascomycota; Dothideomycetes; Mytilinidiales; Mytilinidiaceae. The coding region runs from base 88 to 894 and encodes 268 amino acids. The transcript is spliced from 2 exons. The record is from RefSeq and is a predicted model, not a curated record.